Messenger RNA from Aspergillus pseudonomiae, 3636 nucleotides. RefSeq names its product ABC transporter ATP-binding protein. Lineage: Eukaryota; Fungi; Ascomycota; Eurotiomycetes; Eurotiales; Aspergillaceae. Gene Ontology annotation, cellular component: membrane. The record is from RefSeq and is a predicted model, not a curated record. Gene Ontology annotation, molecular function: ATP binding; ABC-type transporter activity; ATP hydrolysis activity. Gene Ontology annotation, biological process: transmembrane transport. The transcript has 7 exons. The coding region runs from base 1 to 3636 and encodes 1211 amino acids.
AUGCUUCGAUAUGUCACCACGGUCGAUCGGUUAACGAUGGCCCUGGGCGCUGUCGCGGCCGCUGUGGCCGGAGCAGCACUGGCUACUGUUCCUGUUGUCAUUGGAGCCUUCACCCAGCAUUUCAGCGACUUUCUAAAGCACAAAACGUCCUCCGAUGACUUGGCGCAUGAUACCAGCCAUCUAGCCGUGUAUUUCAUCUAUCUUGGAAUCGUUUCGUUCGUUGGGCUAUCACUUAGUACUUUGGGGUUUGCUCGGGUUGCGGAGUCCAGUACCUACCGUCUACGGAGAGCGUAUCUGUCUGCGCUCCUCAGGCAGGAUGCUGCAUAUUUCGAGUCUAUGGGUCCGGGGGAGGUGACUACGCGCAUCACGAAUGAUAUUAGUCUCAUACUCGAUACCUUAUCUCACAAAGUCAGCAUCCUAUUGACAGGUCUGUUUGCGUUUGUGGCGGCGCUGAUAAUUGCGCUAUCUCGCAAUUGGCGUCUCGGUCUAGUAUUGAUCUGCAUGCCUAUUGGAAUGGUCGUAAUCACGGGGACACUGGGAGCCUACAUGAGAAAAAUGCAGCAACAAAGUGGCAGUGUGUAUGUGAAAUCGGCGGACUUUGCUGAGGACGUAUUCGCAUGCGCCCGCAGCAUGAUCGCAGAUGGCGCGCAGGGGCGGUUGUCCAAGCGAUACGAACAGAUGCUGAUACCAGCAUUAGGAGCUGAUCUCCGAAGCAAAGUAGCCAUGGCAAUGAUGAUAGCUCUCACGAUGACGGUGAUUCUCUGGGGGUAUGGACUUGCGUUCUGGCAGGGAAAUCGCUUCUUACAAAAAGGAGAAUCCAGCCUGUCAGAUAUCGUGACUGUUUUGCUGACAUGCACUAUGGCUGGGGUUCUGCUGGCCCAGACUGCACCAUUUGCGGUCUCAGUCGUGCAAGCCAAGGCGAUUUCCAGCAAGAUCUAUGCUACGAUCGAUCGUGUCUCUCCCCUUGAUGCUUCAACAAAUUCCGGAGUGAUACCCUCCUCAUUCAACGGAGAUAUUGAAUUCCAGAGCGUCAGGUUUGCAUACCCUGGUCGACAGAGUGAGGCCGUUCUGGACGGACUUAGCUUGCAGAUUGAAGCUGGGACGUCAAUGGCAAUUGUUGGUCCCUCGGGCGCUGGCAAAUCAACACUGCUGGCUCUCAUCCAAAGAUGGUAUGAUCCAUUAGAAGGGAAUGUAUUCAUUGGGGGGCACAGUAUGAAUCAACUGAAUCUUCAGUGGAUGCGAUCUCAAAUUGGGUUCGUUGCACAAGAGCCAUUCUUAUUCAAUACCUCAAUCCAUGAGAACAUUGCAUACGGUCUAGGUGCAGAGGCUGAUCACCUCGACCAGGACACAAUUGUGGACAAGGUACAGGAGGCAGCCAAACUAGCAAAUAUUCAUGCUUUCGUUCUGAGUCUCCCUGGGGGGUACUCCACCAGGGUCGGUCAAGCUGGAGGUCUUCUUUCAGGUGGCCAACGCCAAAGGAUUGCUAUUGCGCGAGCGGUUAUCUCCAAUCCUCCAAUCUUGCUGCUUGAUGAGGCGACCUCAGCACUGGAUACCCAAAACGAACAAGCGGUUCAAGAGGCUUUGCGGGGGGUUUCGAAGGAGCGAACCAUGGUAAUCAUUGCACAUCGGUUGUCAACCAUCCAAAGCGCCAACAAAAUUGCGCUCCUGGAACAAGGAAGAAUCAUCGAGGAGGGAACCCACGAUGAGCUGAUAUCGCGGGGCAAGAAGUACGCAAGUCUUGUUCGAGCCCAGGAAAUUGCACAAGCCCGUCCGCCAUUACGACCGAGACAAGGCAACUGGAGGGAGAAAGGGUCUGCCCAAAAGCCAGAGACUGCUGCACGUCUGACAGACGCCAUGGAGAGUUCGGCAGAGAGGUCUACCUGGGGACUUGUGAAGAUAGUCUGGCACCUUAAUAAGCCUGAGCGAGUAUUCAUGCUCGUUGGGAUACUUGCGAGUGCGUUUGCCGGUGCAGGGUACCCCCUGCAAGCGAUACUCUUCGGAAACGCAGUAGUCUCCAAUAUAUCCCCAAGUCUAGCAACUGACGGCCAUGAUCCCACAUUCUGGGCCCUGAUGUAUGUUGUCCUCGGAAUUUGCCAAUUCUUCUUUUACACGGUCCAGGGAAUCUGUUUUGCCAUCACUAGCGCCCGACUGGUCUACCGAACACGCACCAAUGCGUUUGUUUCUCUUGUCAACCAAGACAUGUCCUUCUUCAAUCGAGUAGAGAACUCAUCUGGCACUCUAACCGCCUUCCUUGCGACCGAAGCAAGCAAGUUAGCGGGUGUCAGUGGGACCACCUUUGGGGCAAUCCUCAACAGUGUCAUGACACUCGUAGCCGCUGUAGCCGUUGCCUGCUCAUUCGGGUGGAAGCUGGGGCUAGUAGCCGCAUCUACCAUUCCAAUUCUGCUCACCUGUGGGUUCUUACGGUUCUGGGUCAUAUCAUGGGCCGAGUCUCACACGAAGCGAGCCACCGAUGCAGCAGGCGCAGCAUGUGAGGCUGUUUCGGCAACCACCACGAUAGCCUCUCUUGGUAUUGCAGAUCUGAUUGUCGAUCGAUACUGUGAGAAGCUUCAAGCCGAGCAACCUCGAACAUUGCGGUUCAACCUUGUAUCAAGCAUCAUGUACGCAGCCAGUCAGUCUCUAGUCUUCUGGGUCACUGGCUUUCUCUUCUGGUACGGUGGAGUAAAGCUGGUCGCGUCUGGCGAGUAUAGCGUCCAGCAAUUCUUUAUCUGUUUCACGGCCAUUGUCUGGAGCUCCCAGGCGGCCGGAAUGGUCUUCUCAUAUGCGCCAGAUAUUGCAGGGGCCCGGAGUGCGGCCGUUCAGCUGGCUGACCUUCUUUUCACCCGACCCGCAAUCGACGUGGGCCUCCAGCACGGUGAAGUUCCAGGGGAAACCUCAACAGGUGUGAUCCUGUCAUCGGUGGAAUUCGAGUUUCCCUCUCCCCGUGGCCCUUCCACAGUUCUACGAAACAUUAACCUGAUGGCCGAACACGGUCAGCUUACUGCCAUUGUCGGCCCCAGCGGGAGUGGAAAAAGCACAAUCCUCAACCUGAUCGAACGAUUCUACGACCCCACCCGCGGCACAGUUCUAGUGGGUGGAAUGGAUGUCCGUGGGUAUAAUCUAGCCGACCUCAGACGUACAAUGUCGUUUGUCGGACAAGGCGAGUGGAUGGUUGGCGGCACCAUACGGGACUGCUUGCUGAGCAACGAGGAGAAUGUGUCCGAGGAUGAAAUCAUGGCCGCUUGUAAAAGCGCGAAUAUCCAUGACUUUAUUAUCUCCCUUCCCAACGGCCUUGAUACCCCGGUGGGUGGCAAAGGCAGUCGCGUGUCCGGAGGGCAGAGACAGAGAAUCGCCAUUGCUAGGGCACUGCUCCGGAAGCCUAAGAUUCUGCUCCUGGACGAGGCAACAUCUGCACUGGAUACAAUUUCCGAGAAGCAUGUCCAAAAGGCUCUCACUGCUACCGGAGGAGAGCGGACAACGAUUGCAGUCGCGCACCGUCUGGCCUCCAUCACUCACGCGAAUUGCAUCUACGUGAUGGAUCAGGGAGAGAUUGUCGAUUGCGGCUCUCAUGAGGAGUUGGUCGCUCGACAGGGGUUGUACUGGCAGUUAUUUACAUUGCAAGGCCUUGAAAGUAUAUAA